Eimeria mitis is the source of this 348-nucleotide messenger RNA. RefSeq lists its product as uncharacterized. The coding region runs from base 1 to 348 and encodes 115 amino acids. Lineage: Eukaryota; Apicomplexa; Conoidasida; Eucoccidiorida; Eimeriidae. The transcript is spliced from 2 exons. The record is from RefSeq and is a predicted model, not a curated record.
AUGCUUUCCCCCGUGGCGCAGCAGCAGCAGCAGAUGCUGCAGCAGCAGGAGCAGCAGGAGCAGCAGCAGCAGCAGAAUCUGACCCGGAUACAGACGCUGGCCCCCCCCUCGACGCCGAUGCAUUCCCCCGGGGCGCAGCAGCAGCAGAUGCAGCAGCAGCAGCAGCAGCAGGAGGAGGAGCAGCAGCAGCAGGUGAUACAUCUGCUGUUUCUCCUCAAGCGGGCUCUAUGCCUGGCUCUGUUCCUGGAGCAGCGAACGCAGCAGCACCACCACCAGCAGCAACAGCAGCAGCAGCAGCAGCAGCAGCAGCAGGAGGGGGGCAGCUUGAAUCCCCACUACAAAAGCUAA